CCCCAGGGGUCCUGAUUGUUUUACCCGACGUCAUAUUCCCUCAUCUGUCCAAACAUCGCCUGAUCCAAAAUGCUACAAGUUGAACAGUGUACUCCAAACUCGAUUCCAAAGAAUUUAAACUUUCAUCCAUGACAUUUUAUGCAAUUUGUUGUCCACAUCGGGUGAGAUAGGUCCUUUUCGUAGCUUAACGUGACUUGGGUCCUUUAAGACAAACGUUAACAGCAACAGGUCUGGCAGGUGUGCUGGACGUGUCGGAAGUAGAUGAAGCGCGAGCUGCUUUACCUGGGCCAGGUGAGAGCAGUGAAAAACUUUCACACACUGAGGCGUCUCCAACCCUGGCAAACAGCCCGUUCUCGGUAAAAUGAACAAUCCAAUUCCAUCAAACUUGAAGUCUGAGGCGAAGAAGGCGGCUAAAAUCCUCAGGGAAUUCACAGAGAUUUCAAACAGACAAGGUCCUGACAAGCUUAUUCCAGCCCAUGUGAUUGCCAAAGCCCAGGGACUGGCCAUCUUGUCCGUCAUAAAGGCUGGGUUCAUGGUCACUGCUCGGGGGGGCAGUGGGAUAGUGAUUGCCCGUCUUGCAGAUGGAAGAUGGUCUGCUCCCACAGCCAUCGGUGUUGCUGGUCUUGGUGGAGGUUUUGAAAUUGGUCUGGAGGCAUCCGAUUUUGUUAUCAUCUUGAAUCAGCGCAGAGCUGUGGAAGCCUUCAGCAAAGGAGGAAAUCUCACAUUUGGAGGAAAUUGCACUGUGGCCGUUGGGCCUCUUGGCAGGAAUUUGGAGGCUGAUGUGGCAUUACGCAGUACAGCAGCUGUCUAUUCUUACUGCAAAUCCCGUGGUCUCUAUGCCGGAGUGUCACUUGUUGGCUCCUGCAUCAUCGAACGCAAAGAAACCAACAGAAAGUUCUAUUCCCAAGACAUUCGUGCAUCUUCCAUUCUCAAUGGAGAUGUGGAACCUCCCCCUGAAGCCCAUGACCUUUAUGCCAUUUUGGAGGAUUAUACAGAGAAGUACACCAGUGAGUGGCAGAGCAAACAUCUACGGUCAUCCAGCAGGAUGAGUGCAACCCCUAGAAGACCAAAGCCCCCAAUGCAGAAGGCUGCUUCCUCCUUCACUCCAAGAGCAGAGGCUUAUUUUGCAGAAACAAAACCAACAGUGUAUCCCAGCCUCUCCAGCUGGCCAUCUGAAAGCUCAGGCCAAGCGUCUGGUGGAGCUCUGGUGGUCACAGCCAUGCACCCCUUCAGUGGCCAGCAGCCAGGUGACCUGAGUUUUGCCGCUGGAGACCAAAUCACUGUCCUCACCAAGACAGACUCACAGUAUGAUUGGUGGGAGGGAGAGCUGAGGGGGCAGGUGGGCAUUUUCCCUGCCAACUUUGUGUCCUACUGAGAGCACUAAUGCAAACGCACUUAGACGCAUUUUAAGGAGUUAUGGUUCAGGCUCCAAAGUGAAGGUUUUUUCCCCCGUUUUCUACAACAAGCUGGCGCUGGUGUUCGCUCAAAUGUCAACUUUUAAUGAACAAGGUUUUCAGUGUUAACCUGGUGGUAGAAGUAUAUUACUUCCUUUUUUGAACUUUCCUACUGAAGUUUUUAUUAUUACUUAUUAUCUAACUAAUACAAGCAUAUGACUUUUUGAAAAGUAUAUUUUAAGGUUGGUUUAGAGGUUUAUUAGGAGUUUGGUUCUGAUUUUGUUCAUGUUGCACUGGAGUUUGGUUACAGUUUUGUGCUUUUUUUUUUUUUUAAACUGUUUUUGUUCUUACUGAUUUGCACGCUUUAAUUCAAUCAUGGAUUUAGCAGUCAUGGGGAAAGGAGCAGAAAAUAAACAGACACCUGAAAUGAUAACUGCAAGUGAUUUUUAAAAAAAUGCAGUGAUGAAGUGAAUAGAUUUUUUUUUUUUUUUUUUAUGCAAGUAGAGCGAUAGUAGCUGAUUCUGAAAGCAUGUCAUCCAUCAUUUAGUUUAUUCAUCAUUGAUUAUGUCGUCUUGUCAUUGUUGACUUUUCUUGCCUAGCGUACCGUUAGUGAUAUUUAUGACAAGACUGGAUUUGCUGAGUUUUGCUGAAGUUUUGCUGAGGAUGCAUCAAGAGAUUGUUCCACUACCAGGAUCAUCAUCUAUCUUCAUGCACCUGUUAGUUUGAAUGUACUUUAAUGAAAAAUGACAUCAUUUUUAUCACAAGUUGCAUUAAUUAUUUCUUUCUCUUUACUGGCAGAGAUGUUGAGCAGCACAUGAAAAAAACAAGCAUAAUACAUGCACACCUUUCAGAUAAGCAUCUAAUGUGCCACAUUCCUCUUGAUUUGCUGUGGGCUGUAUUACUUAUUUUAGCAAAUGAGAAAUAUUACACUGGGUGUUCAUCAAAUGGAAAAUAUAUUUAUCAUGUUGAGUGAAUCUAAUAAACAUAAUGAAUGAUA
Messenger RNA from Pygocentrus nattereri (red-bellied piranha), 2391 nucleotides. RefSeq names its product SH3 and SYLF domain containing 1 (gene sh3yl1). Gene Ontology annotation, cellular component: ruffle membrane. Gene Ontology annotation, molecular function: protein binding; phosphatidylinositol binding. The record is from RefSeq and is a predicted model, not a curated record. Lineage: Eukaryota; Metazoa; Chordata; Actinopteri; Characiformes; Serrasalmidae. The coding region runs from base 362 to 1375 and encodes 337 amino acids. The transcript has 10 exons.